UGCCUGACGGUCUGACAGGCCUUUCCCCUCCCUUCAUGGUAAGUUUUUACCUGCUGCGGAAAUCCGAGAGAUCAUUUAUCGGGCGGAAGUGACCACCGAUGAGGACCAAACUCAUUUCCCCCCCUCUCUGGCGUGUUUAGUUGGCCGUCAUGCAAGUUCACAUCCUGGGAGCUAGCCACUACCCACUUGCAUGUACGUCAGUCACGGUGGCUUGUGUUCGUACCCAAAUGCAAUCCGGGGACUCGGGAUUUGACAUACUGAUACAAGGCGAUCAAUCCGUUGGCUGGAGUCUUUGCCCAGACUCUGGUCUGGUGUGGGGGUGGAGUGUCGUGUGUCUGUGUGUGUUGUAUGUGCACUCAAUGUGCGUACGUAUACCCCAUACCAAACCGACAUAUAUGCACACAUAUGUCGACAUGUCUGAGGCGAACUGCAAGCUAGAUCUGCAGGUCUCCCAUUACUUACCUGCCUGUCUAUCUGUAUGUGAUAUGGUGGAGGAGCUCCUUUUCAAACUUACUACGUAUGACAACAGAUUCAUAUUGCAUCUUGCUGGCCCCCUUUUCCUUUCUCGAAUUAGAAAUUUGGCUUCUCCUUUCUCAUUCUUGUCCAACCCUAGCCCUACGGGCGCAUGCUAUGGAAUGCAUGGAUACCAUGGUUCAUUCAGCGGCCUGGUUUCUGCUGCUGCUGCUACUACUACUACUACUGCAGCAUCGCUGAUUUCUCCCCAUUUGCAUGCGUGCGCUGGUGCCUAUACCAUUGUAAAUAAUCUUGGGACCGCCCACCCCCCUCCCCUCAUCUCCAUUCCCAAACAGGCAACGACCUACGUGUUAUAGCUCAUGUUGUGUGAUGAGAAUUGAUUGGCCACCGUCAAGGUGACACACAUUGGCUGGAUCAUUUAUCCGACUGAGACACGAGGUAAUGGGUUUUACCCUUGCCAACUUCGCAAAACCAACUCUACAACCCUGGACAGAUAUUGGGUUUAGUGGAUGUUUGUUCCUCUCUUCUCUCCCUUGAUUUGUUUC
Molecule: messenger RNA, 1019 nt
Organism: Aspergillus piperis CBS 112811
Lineage: Eukaryota; Fungi; Ascomycota; Eurotiomycetes; Eurotiales; Aspergillaceae
Exons: 2
Coding region: 150-830 (226 amino acids)
Source: RefSeq, a predicted model, not a curated record